Iphiclides podalirius (scarce swallowtail) is the source of this 2184-nucleotide messenger RNA. The record is from the annotation of a GenBank genome assembly. NCBI's taxonomy places the organism in Eukaryota, Metazoa, Arthropoda, Insecta, Lepidoptera, Papilionidae.
AUGCCACGAGUCAAGGUAGAUUAUGUAGUGAGUGUUAGCAGUGAAGAUCCUGAAAACCAGGCAAGUAAUUUACUAGCAGGAGAAGUUAGUAAAAAAAAAUGGCUUUGUGCCAAAGGUGAACAAUCCUGCUCAGUGGUACUGCAGCUUGCCCGUGCAGUAAUGAUAUCUGCAAUUCACAUUGGAGCACACCAUGCAGCAUUUGUGGAGGUGAUGGUGGGUACAUCGGAAAAGCCCAAUGAGGAAUACGAAGUGUUAGUGCCGCGCUGCGUAUUCUGUGGGCCAGCUGAGUCACGUCGCGAUGAGCCCGUGCAGCGCGUACGUUCAUUUAGCGGCGGCCAGUUAGCUGAAGCAGCACUCCGCCGUCGCUGGGAUCGUUUGCGCGUCCUAUGCUCCCAGCCCUACAACAAACAUUGUCAGUUUGGAUUAUCAUUUCUACAUAUAUUUGAACUUGAAGACAUUUCCCCUGAUCCUUCAGUGGAACCCAAGCCUGUGCCUGUGAUGCCAGCUCUUACUGCUCUGAGUCAAAAGGAUAAAUUCCUAGCUCUUGGCAGCUACUCUUCAGAUGAAGAUGAAUUCCGACCAGGAGAACUGUUUGCCAAAUAUCGACAGAGCCUAAAGGAAGAUGAUGACAAUGCCCACACUUCUAACACAAAUGCUCAGAUUAGAAAAGCUUCCUCUCAAGCCUUAAAAAAUAUAUCAGAUGCUGAUACAAAGCUAAGAAAGACUACAAUUGCGAAACAGCACAAGGGAGACAGUUGUGACCGUGGUCAGACUCAGGACAGAAGCAGACAGAGCCUCAUGUACAAUUCUGACGAGGAGGAACCUCAUGCGAAAAUCGACCGUGUGGUCACCAAACACAAGGAGCAAAGAGACAAAACUGACAAAUCACAAAAUACUAAGCAUAUGCUCAUUAUGAAGAAUGUUAAUGUGAAAAAGGUCAAUGUUGAAACAAACAGCACUGUUCAAAAAGAAAGUAAAGGUGAAUUAUUCAGCAGGAGUAAAGAUAGAGUAGAGAACACUACUAGCAAAAAGACUGACGUUCGAGGGUCUAGUUGCAAAAUCUCAGGUGGUGGAGAAAACAAAGAGAAAUCUGACGGAGAUCAUAAGGAUAAUGGUGGUAAGGAGAGCAGAAAACGACAACGAUCAGAUUAUAAUGAUGAGAGUACAACGGGCGGGGCGCUGCGCGGCGUGGUGUUCGCGCUGAGCGGGUUCGUGGCGCCGGAGCGCGGCCUCCUGCGCGGCGCCGCGCUCGCGCUGGGCGCGCGCUACCGCCCCGCCUGGGGCCGCGACUGCACCCACCUCGUGUGCGCGUUCCCGAACACGCCGAAGUUGCGCCAGGUGGUGGCCGAGGCGCCGCACGCGCACGUGGUGGGCGCCGCCUGGCUGCGUCGCUGCGCCGCCGAGGGGCGCCGCGUGCCCGAGCGCCCCUACGCCAUGCACCCCGCCACACCCGCCGCCGCCGCCGCCACCGCCGCCGCUGCCACCGCUGCCAACGCUGCCAACGCAGCCGCUGCCACCGCCGCCACCGCCGCCACCGCCGCCGCUGCCACCGCCGCCGCUGCCACCGCCGCCACCGCAACCCCUACCGCCGCCGCCGCUGCCACCGCCGCCACCGCCACCGCCGCCGCUGCUGCCACCGCCGCCACCGCCACUGCCGCCGCCGCUGCCACCGCCGCUGCCACCGCCGCUGCCGCUGCUACCGCCGCCACCGCCACCGCCGCCGCUGCCACCACCGCUGCCACCGAGACCCGCACCCCCGCGCCCUCUGCCGACGACUGCGAUGUCGACACGGACGAGGAGAUCGAGAGGGUGGUCCGCGAGCGAAAGAAACGGCGCCGCGCGGCGUCUACGCCCUCGCCGCCCUCGCCGCCGGCCGCGGACAGCGAGGGCGCGUCGGAGACGGAGCCGGAGGGCGCGGAGGGCGCGAGCUCGUCGGGCGGCGAGGAGGCGCCGCCGCUGCCCGCCUUCCUGGACGGCGUCGCGCUGGCCGUGGACGAGGCCGCGGCGAGCGCCGGCUUCUCGCCGCGGCUGCUACGCCGCUACGCGAAGGCCUACGGCGCUACGCCGGCGCCCGAGGGCGAGGAGCGGCUGCGGCUGGGCCUGGCGCCGCCCGCACGCCGCCCCGACUGGCUCUGGCGCUGCCACGCCGCGGGGGCGCUCUGCCCCGCCGACCCGCACCCGCAA